AAAAAAGUUAUGCACGGCGCCGGAGCGUGCGAUUGCGCCCCACUGGCAAGCGGGUCCCGAAGUCAGCGAUGUGCGGCAUAGCCCUCGUCCUAUCCGGCGACUGCCUAGUCGUCUCCCCCUCCACCGCCGCCGCCGCCGCCGAAGCCGCUGCAUCCGGAACACCGUUCUCCGACGAGGGGAAGGGCGUGUCCGUGGGUGAGCUCAAGGAGGCCCUGCGGCGGCGAGGCCCGGACAGCCUUGGAUGCCAUAGGCUCCACCUUUGCGCGGCGGACAGCAGCAUCGUAGGUGCUACAGAUGGCGUAGAUUGUGACGGUGGAGACGGGGUUGGUGGUGGUGUUGGUGCCACGGAGUUGUGCUUCAUUGGCGCGACACUGCAGCUCAGGGGAGCUGAGCCGGUUUCGCAGCCACUGGUGGCGCAAUCAGGAAGUGUUCUAGUGUAUAAUGGUGAGAUAUAUGGAGGAAUUAACAUUGCCAAUGAUCAGAAUGACACACAAUCACUCUUGUCUUCACUGGAAUCUUGCUGUUGCUGUGACCUCCAUGUUGCUGAUAGAGAUGAAGCAUACCCUUGCCGUGAGAGCGUAGGGAAAUCAGUUCCACAGAUCCUCUCCACUAUUAAAGGACCAUGGGCUUUGAUAUACUGGCAGGCAGACUCAAAAACAUUGUGGUUUGGCCGGGAUGCAUUUGGGAGAAGAAGCCUGUUGGUACAUUGGCCCACUCCUGAUGAUUCACGCUUUAUAUUAUCAUCAGUAUCACCCCCUUCGUUUUCAAGGAAUAACUCUGCAACAGAAGUAAAUGGUUUGGAGGCAGGAGCAGACCCUGAUUUUUCUGACCAUACCAAAGUUAGCUACUGGGAAGAGCUUCCUUGUGGGAUAUACAGCAUUCACCUGAAAGACCUUGAUAAUAAUGCCGCAUGUACGAGGGAAGGAUGUGUCGUCGAAGUUAGAAAACAUGAUUGGACGGAUUCUUCGUUGCAUACGUUAAUACGAUGGGAGAGACAAUCAACAGUUCCUACUGUGGAUGGCUUGGUUUCGGCCAUGGGUUCUGUUGACAAAGGGAACCAUCACUUGUCUUCGUGUUUCAGAGAAGCUGAAGACAGUACAAGUAAUGGGUUUGAGAAAAGAGAUCUCCCAUCAGAUAUUUGCCUAUCUCCAGCACAUAGAGUAUUAAUUGCACUAAGGGAAUCUGUAAUGCUGCGAACCAAUGUGAACAUACUGUAUCAGGGUGAUCUGAAUAAACUCAAGGAAGCGGAGUUGGCCCCGAUAGCAAUCCUUUUCUCUGGUGGCUUGGACUCCAUGAUACUUGCAGCAUUACUAGACCAGUGCCUUGAUUCCAAAUGGACAAUUGAUUUGCUGAAUGUCAGUUUUGAUGGGCAGCUAGCUCCAGAUAGAGUUUCUUCACUGGCAGGACUGAAGGAGCUUCAGAGAAUCUCCCCUCUGCGGAGAUGGCGUCUUGUUGAGAUUGACAGUAAUUUGGCCAACUUGAAAGAGGAAAGUGAACACGUGAUGUCACUGAUAUACCCUUCAAAUACCUAUAUGGAUUUGAACAUUGGUAUAGCCCUAUGGUUAGCUGCUAGCGGGGAUGGUUGGGUGAAUGGGCAAGAUGGUGAUCGCUACAAGCACAAGUCAACAUCUAGAGUCCUUUUAGUCGGUUCUGGAGCUGAUGAGCAGUGUGCUGGUUAUGGUAGACAUCGUACUAAAUAUAGAGUUGGAGGAUGGGUUUCACUGGACGAGGAAAUGAGACUAGAUGUGCAAAGAAUUUGGAAAAGAAACAUGGGAAGAGACGAUAGGUGCAUUUCUGACCAUGGCAAGGAGGCUCGUUUUCCAUUUCUUGAUGAGAGUGUGAUCAGAACAUUGUUGGAAAUUCCACUAUGGGAUAUCGCUAAACUUGAUGAACCUGUGGGGAAGGGUGAUAAGAAGAUUCUGAGAGAGGUUGCAAAGCUGCUGGGUCUACAAGAAGCUGCUUUUCUGCCAAAGCGAGCAAUCCAGUUUGGUUCGAGAAUAGCAAGGGAAUCAAACCGCAAGAACUUUGGCAGCAACCGAGCCGCGAACCUGGCGUCAGCAGGCAGCGUGGAGGUCCACAAGCGUAACCACUGACGGGGCAAACAGACCUAAAUCGACGUGCCAGAUGCUGCAUUGCCACAUGUUCCCAGCGGCAUGGAUGCCGGUGAUCGGUCCGGUUCCUCUGUUCAGUUCAUCCUGUUAUGGGUUGUAGUCAUGUUGGCAUGAAGCAUGCCAAUGCUGUAUCACUGGCUGUUCAGCCAUGAAAAUUUUGUUCUUUCUCAUACCGUCUUGUUCAUUGCAACCAUGGAUAACAGAACAGAAUCUAGUUUUCAUUUUACCAGUUUAUGUCUGUACUAUUUUUAUUUUUUUUUGAGGCAAAUGUAUGUACUAUUUUAGUUUUUUUUGAGGCAAAUGUCUGUACUAUUUUA
Molecule: messenger RNA, 2428 nt
Organism: Aegilops tauschii subsp. strangulata
Lineage: Eukaryota; Viridiplantae; Streptophyta; Magnoliopsida; Poales; Poaceae
Source: RefSeq, a predicted model, not a curated record